GUGAAGAAGGUGCAUUUUGUAGUAUUUAUAGCCACAGUUAUUAAUUGUACUGCACAAGUGUCCAAGAAGCUGGACAGCAUUAUAUCUGCAUCCGAUACGUUUUUGGGCCUUCAAGACUUAACAGCAGAAGCACUGCAAUGAUCCUUAUUAUCUACCUGUACAGUAGGUGGCGGAAUGCAGAUACAAUUGUUGCGAAUGCCAUUAUACCAAAGAAGAAGAGGAAAGUCAAUUCGACAACUCUUUUACGUGGCUUUACCCGAGUCUUCAUGACAGCAGGAGAAAUGAGUUGUGUUGGCGACCAUCACACAAUGCUGGCCUCAGAUGAUGUGCUGCCCCCUCCUGGUGACAUCCAGGUCCUGUUGCUGACAUUAGAUUCAGUGUCUCUGAGCUGGAGUUCUCCUCAGGGGCUGACAGGACCACAGACAUUCAGAGUGACCUGGGGGUGUGACGGUGAAACAAGCUCAACAAGAGUGAAAGGUGGGCAUCAUCUUGAAAUAAGCAGUCUCCAACCUGGUGAAAAGUACCAGUUCAACGUGGCUACAGAGGGAGAAGAUGGAAGCCAAAGCAGAUGUGUCUCAGCAUCCCUAUCCACAGUGGUCCCACCCAGAGAUUUCAAGAUAGACCAUUUGGAAGAGACCUCCUUCACUCUCCACUGGUCCAAGGCUGAAGGGAUGGGGAAAGUCCCACAGCACUUCUUCAUAUCCAACUGCAUUCCAGGAACAGACCCCCUCGCAGCCAUUACUGACGACUGCCACAAAACCUUCUCAAACCUGCAACCCGGCACAGAGUACACUGUUAGUGUUGCAACUGUGCUGAGCAAUGGGGAACAGAGUGAACCUGUCUCUACAACAAUCUGCACUAUACAUUUUCAGUGGUGGAAGAGACCCUCUGGAGUUGCUGCAGUGUGUGUUCUACUGGCUGUGAUCAUAGGCCUGUGGGUUUCCUAUGAGAGAGACAAGUUAAAUACCAGGCUUAGGUACUAUGAGAAACCCUGUUUGAAUGAAUGGUGGAAGUUUGGCACCAGCUGUUAUUAUGUCUCCUCCACGAGGGACUCUGCUGGGGACGGUCAGCAGCAGUGCAGAGCAAUGGGUGGAGAGUUGGUUGUUAUCAACAGCAGAGAAGAACAGAUAUUUAUCCAUGGAUUAAAGAAGAAUGUCUGUAUUGGUGCAUAUACAAAUGACGGAAUCUGGGAGUGGCUUGUCAACACAGCAUUUAAACCUACCUAUUGGAUGGAAGGGGAACCAAGUAACUUGAAUGACGAGGUGGCUUGUAUUGAGAUCUCACAGACGGCAUCAGACCCAUUGAAGAGUUGGAAGGUUGUAAAAUGUACUUCAAAUUACUGGGUAUGUGAAAAACCGUUCACACCGUAGUCUAAUUAUAAUCACUAAUGUAAGCCCCUAUCUUAUGGAGUUGCACUGGUUUUCCCUUUGUUAGGCCUAACGUGUUUCUAUGUGUAUCUACAUUGAAAGAUGUAUUUGAUGUCUUUAAAGAGACCAGGGCUAUGUGGAGUUUGUCCACCGUUCAUCAGGCCCAGGGGAGUGGAACUGUGGUCUAGUAGGCUCCAACUGUGGUCUAGUAGGCUCUAACUGUGGUCUAGUAGGCUCUAACUGUGGUCUAGUAGGCUCCAACUGUGGUCUAGUAGGCUCUAACUGUGGUCUAGUAGGCUCUAACUGUGGUCUAGUAGGCUCUAACUGUGGUCUAGUAGGCUCUAACUGUGGUCUAGUAGGCUCUAACUGUGGUCUAGUAGGCUCUAACUGUGGUCUAGUAGGCUCUAACUGUGGUCUAGUAGGCUCUAACUGUGGUCUAGUAGGCUCUAACUGUGGUCUA
Coregonus clupeaformis (lake whitefish) is the source of this 1827-nucleotide messenger RNA. RefSeq names its product fibronectin-like. Gene Ontology annotation, molecular function: signaling receptor activity; protein binding. The coding region runs from base 138 to 1370 and encodes 410 amino acids. The record is from RefSeq and is a predicted model, not a curated record. NCBI's taxonomy places the organism in Eukaryota, Metazoa, Chordata, Actinopteri, Salmoniformes, Salmonidae. The transcript is spliced from 9 exons.